Vigna radiata var. radiata (mung bean) is the source of this 1576-nucleotide messenger RNA. RefSeq lists its product as uncharacterized. The transcript has 4 exons. Bases 113 to 733 code for a protein of 206 amino acids. NCBI's taxonomy places the organism in Eukaryota, Viridiplantae, Streptophyta, Magnoliopsida, Fabales, Fabaceae. The record is from RefSeq and is a predicted model, not a curated record.
GUCAAGGCCAAUAACAUGUCGCUCCUUAUCACAGGUUACACCUGUCCACUUACAGCAAUCCGUUCUUGAAUUCCAGAACACAAUGUGGUGUAUCCAGAAGGAGUAGCAUAAUAUGAUGAAAACUAAAGGAAUUGGGCCGACCCAAAGUCUGAGGCCCAAUUCAGCUUCUGACCGAAAGGAUAAGGAGGAAAAGACUCUCUCCCUCGAGAAGCUUCUAUCAGACAGAGGUUUGGUGAGAGAAAAGAUGCUAGGGCUCGAGAGAAAACUCCAAAGCUCUGAUCGGAGGCUUCUCUGCAAUCCUGAAGAGGAGCGAUCUCCCACUACGAUGAAGGAAGAAGAAAAGCGAUGGGAGAAAGAAGAAGAAACACUUCUCAGUGCAGGUUUAAUGGCAGCGCAAAACCCAAAAUGGCGGCUUCGAAUCUCCAUGAAUUCAUCAAUCAUUGUUCAAAUGAAUCGCUUACUCAGAGAAGUUCAUGUACAUCGCAUUAGGAUGACACCAUUUAGGUGGUGUUUGCAUGUACUUAGCCCUUUGGAGGUUAAUUUGGAAUUAUUGAAGGUGAUGGUAUGUCGAUGGACUGGUCAUGAUAAUCAACAACAAAGUUCUUCUACAACAUUAGAUGAUGUCAUUAAACGCAUUGAACAACUCCAGACCUUCAUUGUACAAGAUUUGACGUCCUGGAAUCACGAGUUGGGAACAUUGAGGAGCAACUGCAACACUCACGCACACCCUUAGACAACGAACCUCGUAGUUAGAAUUUGUUGUUUACAUGUAUUUACUUUGAUUAGGAAAUUUUAUGCAUUACUGCCUUGGUACUUCAACAUUGCACUCCUCUUAAUACUCAAAUUCUACUUUUAUGUAACUUUUAUUGAACUCAAAUUCUACUCAAAUUGAACUCUUCUUUAAAUUUGGAACUUUUAUGCAUUAUACUAUUUUUAAUAGUCAAAAUUUGAAUAUGUUAAAUAGUCAGAUAACCGCGUAUUUAACGGACACUUAAACAAUAAAUUCAACUCAAAAUCACUACACUUGUGUGAAAAAACACUGCAAUUGAACCGUGAUCACCCAGGUUACCACAGGUGGUUCCUUCAGCUCAAUUAGUUGUCCAAAACUGAAAAUUAACUCGCGUAAUCGUUUACCAACCUCUAGUAAACGAUUACAAGGUUCUUUUUGGGUGCACUGGUCUAAGAACUUCACCUAAGUGGCUGACCUCAUCAAAAAUGGUCCCCUACACCAUGAUGGGAUCCCCCAAACAUGACCUCCAAGCAGAAAAGCACACCUAAACAACAAAUUCAACUGAAAAGCACUGCACUUAUGUGAAAAAACACUGCAAUUGAACUGUGGUCACCCAGGUUACCACAUAUGGUUCCUUAUGUUCAAUUAGUUGUCCAAAACUGAAAAUUAACUCGCGUAAUCGUUUACCAGCCUCUGUGAUGGAGGACCAUCCAAGCUCAACAUAGGACCUUUAGCAAGAGCCAUGUCUAGAAGAAUCCAAGAGGAAGAGGGAGCACUCACUACCUUACUCUUAUAGAGUAUUACUUACUAAUGCUCUUUCUCUUUACUAAAUACUUUUACAUUGUU